Messenger RNA from Asterias rubens (European starfish), 3141 nucleotides. Its product is annotated as YTH domain-containing protein 1-like. Gene Ontology annotation, biological process: mRNA splicing, via spliceosome; regulation of alternative mRNA splicing, via spliceosome. Bases 143 to 2443 code for a protein of 766 amino acids. Gene Ontology annotation, molecular function: mRNA binding; N6-methyladenosine-containing RNA reader activity. The record is from RefSeq and is a predicted model, not a curated record. NCBI's taxonomy places the organism in Eukaryota, Metazoa, Echinodermata, Asteroidea, Forcipulatida, Asteriidae. Gene Ontology annotation, cellular component: nucleoplasm. The transcript is spliced from 18 exons.
UACACGGCGUCCGUCAGUUUCUUUCAGAGCACGUUUUUUUUCUUCUGAAAGGUCUACGAAUGAUGAGAGCCGGUCCUGGUUGAAUUAAGCGAUUUGGUUUAGGCUAGUGAACUCAACCAGACGUCGAGGUCAUCCAAAAACCAUGGCUGAAUCGGAUAAAGCAGAGGAUGUUGUGGAUGUCCUGACGGAUUUGAUCUCCCCAGGGGAUGAUGAGUUUGCUGAGGAGAUGGAUACCUCUCCUGCAGAGAAGAAACCAGUUAAGAAAGCUACACCGCCAGCGACAAAGAAAACGACCCCCAAGACAAAGCCCACCAGCGCCAAGUCAACACGAACAUCGACAAAGGCAACGAAACAAGCGACCAAAACAACCCCUAAGACAUCCAAUAAGAAAUCCACCACAGUAAAACCAGAUGCUGGCGCGUCAGAAGAACAAGAUGCGACUUCGUCUCCCAAGACAAAGUCGACCCCUACCUCUAGCAACACCAAGAAAAUAGUAAAGAAAACAACAACGGGGGAGACGGCGUCCGCCAAGAACACCAAUAAGACGACGGUUAAGAAGGAGCCUUCAAGCGAGAAGAAGGGAGGAAGCGCUAAGACACCAACUAGGAAGCCAGCUGCGCCAGUCAAGAAAGAAGCUGAAGAUAAGACGAGCAAGUCCAAAGAAGCGACUUCAACUGAUCAGGGUGAUGGAGAGGAGAAGACACAAGAAGAGAUGCAGCCGGUCAUCUCGCCGCCUCCAGCUAAGAAAGCCAAGUUGAAGACAUCCAGUAAGAGCGGCGCCACAUCAAAGAAGAGGGUGAAGCCAUCUCCAAAAGAGACGGAGACCAGUCAAAACGAAAAGGAGGAUACUGCUGCAGAAGAGACGGGCACAGAGCAGGCGGAGGAUGAACACACCGACGAGGCAGCUCCAAGCAUCCCUGGACUGGGUUUAGAGGAGGAGAGCAAGAAGGAGGAGCCAAAGGAAGGAGAGGAGGCUAGGACUGAGGCCAUGUUGGCCCAAGACCUAGAAGGGUUUGAUACUCGUAGUGAAGCUAGCAGCACCGAUGACAGUGAUUCAAGCCUGUCGGACGUCAGUGGUGGGCACUCAGGAACAGAGAAACCUCGCCGGCGUAGAGGGCGUAAGCGUUCCAUCUCACCUAUCGUCUACGAAAGAUCUGGCAAGAAGGCCAGUGGAUCUGAAACAGAAGAGGAGGAAAAAGAGGAGCCAGUGGAGGCAACGAGCAGAACUCGUAAAGCAGACCCAACCUCCAAGCUCAAGUACCUGUUCAGAGACGCUCGUUAUUUUGUCAUCAAGAGCAACAACCAUGAGAACGUGGCUUUGGCCAAAGCUAGGGGAGUGUGGUCAACUCUACCCAACAAUGAGCAGAUGUUGAAUCAAGCGUUCAGGGAGGCUCGGAACGUCCUCCUGGUGUUCUCCGUCAAAGAAAGCGGAAAGUUUCAAGGGUUUGCACGGAUGAGGUCCGAGUCUAGACGAGACGGUCCAACCAUCAACUGGGUCUUACCCAAUGGCAUGAAUCGCUCGGUACUCGGCGGAGUCUUCAAGAUUGAUUGGAUUACAAGGCAAGAGCUGACUUUUGGCAAGACUGGUCACCUCUUUAACCAAUGGAACGAUAACAAGCCAGUCAAGAUUGGACGUGAUGGCCAGGAAGUAGAGACACGAUGCGGAGAGGCCCUCUGUCGACUUUUCCCGCAGGACGAGCACAUCGAUGUCGUGGAAAUCCUAAGAGACGCCCGACGUCGCCGGCGCGAGAUGGCCACCAAGAGAAACCGCGAACCCUUGAGCAGCCGGAGGAGGAGAGAGGGUUUUAUGGACAGUAGGCAAAGUAGGAGUAGACCGAUGCCAAGAGAUCCGUACUACAUGGAAAGAAAGCGACCAAGGCAACACUAUUCGGACGUACCGAGAGAUGUUGUGAUGAACGGGUCCUACUCUGAUUACAUCAGAGAGUACAGUCGACAGGUUCCACCAAUGCCCAUGCAGCCAUUUCAUCAUCAACCACCAGGGAUGUACCCGGUGGAUAACUUCCCACCGCACUACCCCCCUCCGCCUCAUCAUCGCAUGCCUCCCCCAGGCCCCAUGCAACACCCCCGAGGCAGCAUGGGUGACUACCCCACGCCCCUGAUGCAGCCCUCACGAAGCGGGCGGGGCGGCAGGGAUAGGGACCGCAACCGGGAACGGGAGGAGAUGAGGCUGCGGAUGCGCGACAGGGAGCGCGAGAAGGAGAGGAUGCGCGACCGAGAGCGUGACCGUGACAGGGUGCGAGAUCGCGACAGGGACAGGGACCGCGAUCGAGACAGGGAUAGGGACAGAGCAAAGAUGCGGGACAGGAGAAUGGGUGACAUGCCACGCUCUCACGCUGCCGCUGUGGAUGAAUUUAUCAGGAGAACCUCAAGCUCCAGCAGCCGUCCCAGUCACUCUAGCCGUAGCCGGAGUGGACGUCACUGACACCCUAGUCGUAGCCGGAGUGGGUUUACUGACACUCUAGCCAUAGCCGGAGUGGACGACACUGACCGCUGCUUUACACAACAAUAGACCAUAUUUACAUGAUGUAAUAUAAGUUGGGCGCCCUCAUGUAGAGGUAAAAAAAGCGGCCGUUCAUUGGCCAAACCUCUGCGCUGCACGUUCAAAUCUAUGCGUUUUUAUUGUUCUGUCAUCGUUUUACCUCUAUGGAUGACCUCAAUGCAAGGUCUACAAAUCCCAUCUGCGAUCAUGCAUAGCUCACAUGAUGACACUGUAAUUAUAAUCGUUAAGAAAUACUCCCCCUAACUAAUGAGACAUGUCCGCCCCAUUUUUUAUAUAUUUUUUUUAUUUGGUUUUCAGGCGACUGAGUUUAACUUGUAAAGUGGCAAACCUUUUAGGAACAGAAAGAUGUCAGAUUGUAAAGAGGUAGUUGUAAAAGGGCUGUAGUGUCGGAUGACGAGUUUCCCAUUAGACCGUUAUGUCUGAGCUAUUUUGCCAGACCUGGGGCCAGUUUCAUGACUCUUCUUGCCAUAUCCAAAGCGCUUAUGGAGGCAGGGAAUCUUGCGCUAACGUAUUUCACGUUUUAGCAGGGUAUUUUUUCUUGUGUGCGUGCGCAAGCCAUGUUCCUAGGUAUUCUUCGCCGACGCUUGCCCUGUGAGCAAAGAAUUGUGAUCAUACACAUA